CUCAUAAUCGCACUCAACAAGAAUUGGGAUUCUUAGGUUAAAAAGCGACAUUAUUUUUAACAACGUUAUUUUGGAGAGUUGCGCGAAGAGAAGAGCGAAGAAACUUUUUUUUUUUUUUCCUCCACAAAGACAAACUCACCAAAGACAUCAACACCUGCCUCUGUAGCAAAUAUAUAUCUUGUAAGGACGGAGGAAAGGGCGAUUGAAAAUUCGGUGGAGCGUUUUGCUAAGAGUCGACUAAGGAGUUUACCGACAGCGCGCGCUCAAUGCGUAAGUCUGCAUGGCUUUUACUGGUGCUCACGACAAGUCUCAAGCCACAGUGAGACGGAGCGACCAAGACAGCGUUCUCUCAGACCAUUAGGUAGUAAUAGAUGUGCUAUCUAGAGACUCGGUGCAUCAUCCUCUUCACGUUACACGUUGCAACGACACUUGUAUCAGCCAUCGACUUGAGACUUCCGCGCAGCGACUGGGCUUGAACUCCAGUCGAAGAAGGCGGAGUCUUAACUUAUUAAAAGGAACUCGCCGAGGCUCGGUCGCAAAUAUGAUGAUGAUGUCUCUGAACAGCAAGCAGGCGUUCGCCAUGCCUCACACCAGUCUGCCCGAGCCCAAAUACUCCAGUUUGCAUUCGUCUUCCUCUUCCACUUUGACUUCCAACGCGCCCUCGUCCUCCUGCUCUUCGUCCCGACACAGCAGCAACACGAUCAACAGCAGCUCGGAGGCGAUGCGCCGAGCAUGUCUCCCAACCCCACCGAGCAAUAUAUUCGGGGGUUUGGAUGAGAGUUUGUUGGCCCGCGCGGAAGCUCUGGCGGCGGUGGAUAUAGUCUCGCAGACCAAAAGCCAUCAUCACCCACCUCACCACAGCCCCUUCAAGCCGGACGUAACCUACCACACCAUGAACACGCUUCCAUGCACCUCCUCGUCCUCCUCGACGUCGUCUGUGCCCAUCUCGCACCCGUCGGCUCUUGCAGGCCACCACCACCAUCACCAUCACCACCACCACCACCAGCCGCACCAGGCACUUGAGGGGGACCUGCUGGAUCACAUCACCCCUGGACUGACACUAGCUGGAGCCAUGGCAGGGCCAGACGGCUCGGUGGUCUCCACGCCUGCGCACCCUGCUCACAUGGCAGGCAUGAACCACAUGCACCAAGCUGCCAUCAACAUGGCUCACGCCCAUGGGCUGCCAUCCCACAUGGGCUGCAUGAGCGACGUGGAUGCAGAUCCUAGGGACUUGGAAGCAUUUGCUGAGCGCUUUAAACAGCGUCGGAUCAAACUUGGUGUGACCCAAGCGGAUGUAGGGUCAGCCCUGGCCAACCUGAAGAUCCCAGGCGUUGGCUCUUUGAGCCAGAGUACCAUCUGCCGAUUUGAAUCUCUCACGUUGUCUCACAACAACAUGAUCGCGCUGAAGCCCAUCCUGCAAGCAUGGCUCGAGGAGGCUGAGAAGUCACACCGGGAGAAACUGAAUAAACCCGAGCUCUUCAACGGGGCCGAGAAGAAGAGGAAGCGAACCUCCAUCGCGGCCCCCGAGAAAAGGUCCCUCGAAGCUUAUUUUGCCAUUCAGCCGCGUCCGUCAUCAGAGAAAAUCGCAGCAAUCGCAGAGAAGCUGGACCUCAAAAAGAACGUAGUGCGGGUUUGGUUUUGCAACCAGAGGCAAAAACAAAAACGCAUGAAAUACUCGGCGUGCGUCUAGCUCGACCAAAAAAAUCGAUCUGAAGACCAACACGUGUCGAGAGACUCCUAAAACUCUUUAAAAGACGAUUUGUAAUAUAUUUCUUAUCUCACACCUUUUUCAAUCAUCAGUAACUUGUUCAUUGAGCCAGAAUUUCAUGACAUUCAAAAGAGACUGAAAAACAAAAAACAAAUCACUGUCACGAAUUACUCAAAGGGGAUGUGGAAUCAUUUAAAGGAUCGUUUGACUGAUCAAGUAAGACCAUUCGUUUUUCCUCACUUAUUAAAGCACACUUUCUAUAUCAGAGGAUCAUGAAGUUACACACAUCACCAGUAAUUACAAACCCUGAAAAAAAAAAGAAAAAAAAAGAAAAAAAAAGAAAAGAAAACUUGACAGUGUUUGUCAGUGUUUUUAUUUGAAGUUUUAUCUUUCUUAGCAUAUCACGUUAAUUCAGGGUCCAUUAGAGGAAAAGAGGAUAUAACGAAGUCCACUAACUAUUCAAGCAUCUCCUUGUAAAUUAUUAAUUUAGCUGUUACAUCAUUUUGUGUUUCGUCUACUUGAUUUUAAUAAUAAUUAACCUAGCCUAAAAAUGUAGGCAUUGGAUGACGAGUAUAUCCAUGUUUUUCUUAUGAAGGUAUAUGGAUUUAGGACGUACAUUUAAUAUUACUGACCUCUAGUUAUUAAAAUAGAACAUAUUGGAUAUACUACUGAACAUGAGGAGAGGUCAAAUUUAAUUUUUAGAGAUGGGAUUUGUUCAGCCAAAUAUCUGUUGCAAUACGCCUGCACUCUAACGUGGCUGUGUUUCUUAUGAACUAUUUAUGAAGUGAGGUAAUGUUUACUUCAUUACAUAUUUAUUGGGAUUCCCUCCACGUUUUUACUUGAAAAAAUCAUAUUGAGACAACAAGAAAAAACGUGUCCCUCUGCAAAUGGGGAAGACUGCUUAAAAUAAGCCUUUUUCUUUUCUCCUUUCGUUCCUCUAACUUUCGAGAUGGCACAAUCUAGAGAUAUAUGAGAACAUUUUGUUUGAAAUUAUUUUCAUGUAUGUUAUCUGGUUAUUUAUUUGUAUAAAUAUACGCGUAUAAUUAUGGAGUCGUUGCUUGUUAAAUUCACCAUGUUUUGUAAUGUUUUCUUAAAGGAAAAGAUCAGUUCCAUUGAAGCAUACACAUAAAAUGUAAAUAAUUCAGUUGGACAUACAUAAGAUAUCCGUACAGGUAUUUGCUGUGUUGCUGUUUUAGCUGCGGUAACUGUAUUGUCUGUUGCUUUAGGUUUAAUUGUCGGAUCUAUUCAUUUAUUUAUUACAUCAAUGUAUAUUUAAGUUACUAUUUGAUAAUUGAAUUGAACUAUGUGUUUCAUUAAA
Molecule: messenger RNA, 3026 nt
Organism: Myxocyprinus asiaticus (Chinese sucker)
Lineage: Eukaryota; Metazoa; Chordata; Actinopteri; Cypriniformes; Catostomidae
Product: POU domain, class 4, transcription factor 2-like
Exons: 2
Coding region: 542-1690 (382 amino acids)
Biological process (GO): regulation of transcription by RNA polymerase II
Molecular function (GO): DNA-binding transcription factor activity, RNA polymerase II-specific; RNA polymerase II cis-regulatory region sequence-specific DNA binding
Source: RefSeq, a predicted model, not a curated record